AUGGCACCCGGGAGCCGGUGGCGGCCGCCAGCCCGGCCGCCGCGGCUGCGGCUGCGGCUGCUGCUGCUGCUGGCGCUGGCGGCGGGCGCGGGCGGCCUGGAGUUCGGCGGCGGCCCCGGGCAGUGGGCUCGCUACGCGCGCUGGGCGGGCGCGGCGAGCAGCGGCGAGCUCAGCUUCAGCCUGCGCACCAACGCCACGCGCGCGCUGCUGCUCUACCUGGACGACGGCGGCGACUGCGACUUCCUGGAGCUGCUGCUGCUGGACGGCCGGCUGCGGCUGCGCUUCACGCUCUCGUGCGCCGAGCCCGCCACGCUGCAGCUGGACACGCCCGUGGCCGACGACCGCUGGCACAUGGUGCUGCUCACCCGCGACGCGCGCCGCACGGCGCUGGCGGUGGACGGCGAGGCCCGCGCGGCGGAGGUGCGCUCCAAGCGGCGCGACAUGCAGGUGGCCAGCGACCUGUUCGUGGGCGGCAUCCCGCCCGACGUGCGCCUCUCGGCGCUCACGCUCAGCACCGUCAAGUACGAGCCGCCCUUCCGCGGCCUCCUGGCCAACCUGAAGCUGGGCGAGCGGCCCCCCGCGCUGCUGGGCAGCCAGGGCCUGCGCGGCGCCGCGGCCGACCCGCUGUGCGCGCCCGCGCGCAACCCCUGCGCCAACGGCGGCCUCUGCACCGUGCUGGCCCCCGGCGAGGUGGGCUGCGACUGCAGCCACACGGGCUUCGGCGGCAAGUUCUGCAGCGAAGAGGAGCACCCUAUAGAAGGUCCGGCUCACCUGACGUUAAACAGCGAAGUAGGGUCCUUACUGUUCUCCGAGGGGGGGGCCGGGAGAGGAGGAGCCGGCGAGGUGCACCAGCCAACCAAAGGCAAGGAGGAGUUUGUGGCCACCUUCAAAGGCAACGAGUUCUUCUGCUACGACCUGUCACACAACCCGAUCCAGAGCAGCACCGACGAGAUCACCCUGGCCUUCCGCACCCUGCAGCGCAACGGGCUGAUGCUGCACACGGGCAAGUCGGCCGACUACGUCAACCUCUCCCUCAAGUCCGGCGCCGUCUGGCUGGUCAUCAACCUGGGCUCAGGGGCCUUCGAGGCCCUCGUGGAGCCCGUCAACGGCAAGUUCAACGACAACGCCUGGCACGACGUCCGGGUCACCCGAAACCUGCGCCAGGUGACCAUCUCGGUGGACGGGAUCCUGACCACCACAGGCUACACGCAGGAGGACUACACCAUGCUGGGCUCCGACGACUUCUUCUACAUUGGGGGCAGCCCCAACACCGCUGACCUGCCGGGCUCGCCCGUCAGCAACAACUUCAUGGGCUGCCUCAAGGAUGUGGUCUAUAAGAACAACGACUUCAAGCUGGAGCUCUCCCGCCUGGCGAAGGAAGGGGACCCCAAGAUGAAGCUGCAGGGGGACCUGUCCUUCCGCUGUGAGGACGUGGCUGCGCUGGACCCCGUGACCUUUGAGAGCCCCGAAGCCUUCGUGGCCCUGCCCCGCUGGAGCGCCAAGCGCACGGGCUCCAUCUCCCUGGACUUCCGCACCACCGAGCCCAACGGGCUGCUGCUGUUCAGCCAGGGCCGGCGGGCCGGGGCCGGCUCCGGCAGCCACGGCGCUGCCCAGCGGGCCGACUACUUCGCCAUGGAGCUGUUGGACGGCUACCUCUACCUCCUCCUGGACAUGGGCUCCGGGGGCAUCAAGCUUCGGGCGUCCAGCCGCAAGGUCAACGACGGCGAAUGGUGCCACGUGGACUUCCAGCGGGACGGGCGCAAAGGCUCCAUCUCGGUGAACAGCCGGAGCACCCCCUUCUUGGCCACGGGGGAGAGUGAGAUCUUGGACCUGGAGAGCGAGCUGUACCUGGGCGGCCUCCCCGAGGGGGGCCGAGUGGACCUGCCGCUGCCCCCGGAGGUGUGGACGGCGGCCCUGCGGGCCGGCUACGUGGGCUGCGUGCGCGACCUGUUCAUCGACGGGCGCAGCCGAGACCUGCGCAGCCUGGCGGAGGCUCAGGGCGCGGCGGGCGUCGCCCCGUUCUGCUCCCGGGAGACGCUGAAGCAGUGCGCGUCCGCGCCCUGCCGCAACGGGGGCCUCUGCCGGGAAGGCUGGAACCGCUUCGUCUGCGACUGCGUCGGGACCGGCUUCCUAGGGCGGGUCUGCGAGAGAGAGGCCACGGUCCUGAGCUACGACGGCUCCAUGUACAUGAAGAUCAUGCUGCCCAACGCCAUGCACACGGAGGCCGAGGACGUGUCCCUGCGCUUCAUGUCCCAGCGGGCCUACGGGCUCAUGAUGGCCACCACCUCCAGGGAGUCCGCCGACACCCUGCGCCUGGAGCUGGACGGGGGGCAGAUGAAGCUCACAGUCAAUCUCGACUGCCUGCGCGUCGGCUGCGCACCCAGUAAAGGCCCCGAGACGCUCUUUGCGGGCCACAAGCUCAACGACAACGAGUGGCACACGGUGAGGGUGGUGCGGCGAGGCAAGAGCCUGCAGCUGUCCGUGGACAACGUGACCGUGGAGGGGCAGAUGGCGGGAGCCCACACGCGGCUGGAAUUCCACAACAUCGAGACGGGCAUCAUGACGGAGCGGCGCUUCAUCUCCGUGGUGCCCUCCAACUUCAUCGGGCACCUGAGCGGGCUGGUGUUCAACGGCCAGCCCUACAUGGACCAGUGCAAGGACGGCGACAUCACCUACUGCGAGCUCAACGCCCGCUUCGGCCUGCGCGCCAUCGUGGCCGACCCGGUGACUUUCAAGAGCCGCAGCAGCUACCUGGCGCUCGCCACGCUGCAGGCCUACGCCUCCAUGCACCUCUUCUUCCAGUUCAAGACCACGGCCCCCGACGGGCUCCUCCUGUUCAACUCGGGCAAUGGCAACGACUUCAUCGUCAUCGAGCUGGUCAAGGGGUACAUCCACUAUGUGUUCGACCUGGGGAACGGCCCGUCCUUGAUGAAGGGGAACUCCGACAAGCCCGUCAACGACAACCAGUGGCACAAUGUGGUGGUGUCCAGGGACCCGGGCAACGUGCACACGCUCAAGAUCGACUCCCGCACCGUCACGCAGCACUCCAAUGGCGCCCGGAACCUCGACCUCAAAGGGGAGCUGUACAUUGGUGGCCUGAGUAAGAAUAUGUUCAGCAACCUGCCCAAGCUGGUGGCCUCCCGGGACGGCUUCCAGGGCUGCCUGGCCUCGGUGGACCUCAACGGGCGCCUCCCGGACCUCAUCGCCGACGCCCUGCACCGCAUCGGGCAGGUGGAGAGGGGCUGUGACGGCCCCAGCACCACCUGCACCGAAGAAUCCUGUGCCAACCAGGGCGUCUGCCUGCAGCAAUGGGACGGCUUCACCUGCGACUGCACCAUGACCUCUUACGGGGGCCCCAUCUGCAACGACCCCGGGACCACAUACAUCUUUGGGAAGGGGGGCGCCCUCAUCACCUACACGUGGCCCCCCAAUGACCGGCCCAGCACGAGGAUGGACCGCCUGGCCGUGGGCUUCAGCACCCAUCAGCGGAGCGCGGUGCUGGUGCGGGUGGACAGCGCCUCUGGCCGGGACUACCUACAGCUGCACAUUGACCAGGGCACCGUGGGGGUGAUUUUUAAUGUGGGCACGGACGACAUUACUAUUGAUGAGCCCAACGCCAUCGUGAGUGACGGCAAAUACCAUGUGGUGCGCUUUACUCGAAGCGGCGGAAACGCCACUCUGCAGGUGGACAGCUGGCCGGUCAACGAACGGUACCCAGCAGGAAACUUUGAUAACGAGCGCCUGGCGAUUGCUAGACAGAGAAUCCCCUACCGGCUUGGUCGAGUAGUAGAUGAGUGGCUGCUCGACAAAGGACGCCAGCUGACCAUCUUCAACAGCCAGGCUGCCAUCAAGAUCGGGGGCCGGGAUCAGGGCCGCCCCUUCCAAGGCCAGGUGUCAGGCCUCUACUACAACGGGCUCAAGGUGCUGGCGCUGGCCGCCGAGAGCGACCCCAACGUGCGGACCGAGGGCCACCUGCGCCUGGUGGGGGAGGGGCCGUCCGUGCUGCUCAGCGCGGAGACCACCGCCACCACCCUGCUGGCCGACAUGGCCACCACCAUCAUGGAGACCACCACCACCAUGGCCACCACCACCACGCGCCGGGGCCGCUCCCCCACGCUGAGGGACAGCACCACCCAGAACACAGAUGACCUCUUGGUGGCCUCAGCCGAGUGUCCCAGUGAUGACGAGGACCUGGAGGAGUGUGAGCCCAGUACUGGAGGAGAGUUAAUUUUGCCCAUUAUCACGGAGGACUCCCUAGACCCCCCUCCCGUGGCCACCCGGUCCCCCUUCGUGCCCCCGCCCCCCACCUUCUACCCCUUCCUCACCGGCCUGGGCGCCACCCAGGACACCCUGCCCCCGCCCGCCGCGCGCCGCCCGGCCCCCGGGGGCCCGUGCCCGGCCGAGCGCGAGGACAGCGACUGCGACGAGCCCAUCGAGGCCUCGGGCUUCGCCUCCGGGGAGGUCUUUGACUCCAGCCUCCCCCCGACGGACGACGAGGACUUUUACACCACCUUCCCCCUGGUCACGGACCGCACCACCCUGCGGGCCCCCCGCAAGCCCGCGCCCCCCCGGCCCAACCUCAGGACAGACGGGGCCACGGGCGCCCCCGGGGUGCUGCUCGCCCCCUCCGCCCCGGCCCCCAACCUGCCCGCGGGCAAAAUGAACCACCGAGACCCGCUGCAGCCCCUGCUGGAGAACCCGCCCCCCGCGGGCCCCGGGGCGCCCACGGCCUUCGAGCCCCGGCGGCCGCCGCGCCCCGGCGCCACCUCAGCGCCCGGCUUCCCCCGUCUGCCCACAGCCAGCCCCACGGGGCCCGGGGAGCGGGGCCCGCCGGGCGCGGUGGAGGUGAUCCGCGAGUCCAGCAGCACCACGGGCAUGGUGGUGGGCAUCGUGGCGGCCGCGGCGCUCUGCAUCCUCAUCCUCCUCUACGCCAUGUACAAGUACCGCAACCGCGACGAGGGCUCCUACCAGGUGGACCAGAGCCGGAACUACAUCAGUAACUCGGCCCAGAGCAAUGGCGCCGUGGUGAAGGAGAAGGCCCCGGCCGCCCCCAAGACGCCCAGCAAGGCCAAGAAGAACAAGGACAAGGAGUAUUACGUCUGAGCCCCGGCACCGCCCCACUGCCAGCCGCCCCGGAGCGGGGCGCCCCCCCCACCCCCCGCCG
Molecule: messenger RNA, 5164 nt
Organism: Perognathus longimembris pacificus (Pacific pocket mouse)
Lineage: Eukaryota; Metazoa; Chordata; Mammalia; Rodentia; Heteromyidae
Gene: Nrxn2
Product: neurexin 2
Source: RefSeq, a predicted model, not a curated record